Molecule: messenger RNA, 2848 nt
Organism: Gigantopelta aegis
Lineage: Eukaryota; Metazoa; Mollusca; Gastropoda; Neomphalida; Peltospiridae
Exons: 5
Coding region: 1-2778 (925 amino acids)
Biological process (GO): protein homooligomerization; potassium ion transmembrane transport
Cellular component (GO): membrane; voltage-gated potassium channel complex
Molecular function (GO): voltage-gated potassium channel activity; protein binding
Source: RefSeq, a predicted model, not a curated record
AUGCAUCUGGCAUUCUUCAAUAUACAGUUGGUUCCACACCAAACACAUCUGGUAACCAUCAGUAUACAUCUGACAUUCUUCAAUAUACAGCUAGUUCCACUUCAUGCACAUUUCGUAACCAUCAGCAUACAGCUGGCAUCCUUCAAUAUACAGCUGGGUCCACACCAAGCGCGGCUUGUACCCAUCAGUACACGGUUUGUACCCCUGGGGUUAGUUCAGGUCCACUCAUACAGAUCUGGUGUGACUCAGUACAUUGAUGAUUUCCCCAGCUGGCUCACACAAAGACGUACAAAGACACAGCUGGUUCAAACAGCUCCAAUCGAUAUCGAGUGCAUCUCUGAGCUCAAUGUGUUGAUACAGGCUCCAAUCGAUAUCGAGUCCAUCUCUGAGCUCAAUGCGUUGAUACAGGCUCCAAUCAAUAACGAGUGCAUCUCUGAGCUCAAUGUGUUUAUACAGGCUCCAAUCCAGAUCGAGUGCAUCUCUGACCUCAAUGUUUUGAUACAGGCUCUAAUCCAGAUCGAGUGCAUCUCUGACCUCAGUGUGUUGAUACAGGCUCCAAUCCAGAUCGAGUGCAUCUCUGACCUCAAUGUUUUGAUACAGGCUCCAAUCCAGAUCGAGUGCAUCUCUGACAUCAAUGUGUUGAUACAGGCUCCAAUCCAGAUCGAGUGCAUCUCUGACCUCAAUAUCGAGUGCAUUUCUGACCUCAAUGUGUUGAUACAGGCUCCAAUCCAGAUCGAGUGCAUCUCUGACCUCAAUGUGUUGAUACAGGCUCCAAUCCAGAUCGAGUGCAUCUCUGAGCUUAAUGUGUUGAUACAGGCUCCAAUCCAGAUCCAGUGCAUCUCUAAGCUCAAUGUGUUGAUACAGGCUCCAAUACAAAUCGAGUGCAUUUCUGAGCUUAAUGUUUUGGUACAGGCUCCAAUCCAGAAGCGCCGCCGUCCGUCAUUUCCCCAAGGUGGUCUGGACUGGCACAUCAGACGGAAGACCAGCAUACCCCGCUCUGUUCGACAUGCGCCAGCCACUAUGUCGGAUCUUGCCAAUGAGGACGACGAUUGCAACGAAUGCGAGAAUAAAGGAUGUUGCUGCGGAGAGCAAAACAACAUUUCCGGUGUCACCGUGACGCUGACCGACGACAAUCAGAAUGCUCCUAACAACACGCCGGCCUCGACGACGGCCGCGUCGACGAAAAACCUAUGCACGUGCAAGAGAACUCUAAAAAAAGCCAGGAAGCCUCCAAAGACAACAAUAUUCAUCAACGUCGGCGGUCAGGUAUUCGAAACGUACAAGACCACUCUAAAGAAGAUGAGGAACUCCGUUCUGGCGGACGAGAUGAAACUGAAGCACUUCUGGCGACCGGAAGUCGGGGACUACUUUUUCGACCGCGAUCCUCAGGGAUUCGCGUGCAUCCUGAACUACUACCGCACUGGGGAGCUGCACAUACCGACGAACAUGUGCGGCCCGUCGCUACAGAACGAGCUGACGUUCUGGGGGAUUGACGAGCUGGACAUAGAGCGGUGCUGCUGGACGCAGUACAACACGUGGAAGACGCAGAGCAGGUCCCUGCAGAAGCUGGAGUACGACCGGAAGUCGUCGACGAUCCAGGACACGAUGUACAACAAGGCGUCGGCCUCCUGCUGGACGAGGUAUCGCUGGAAUAUCUGGAGGUUCCUGCAAGACCCAACGUCAUCGCUGGGAGCAAAGGUUUAUGCGUGGAUUUCCAUCAUCUUUGUACUGGUGUCCAUAUUUUCCUUCUGUGCCGAAACACAUCCACAUUUUCAAGUGCAGCCGAGCGAAAUCAAGGAGGAAUGGCAUGGGUUGUACCAGUUCCUAAACAUGAAGGUCAUAGAGUGGAACCCUGGCGGAAUUCACAACACCACCGGAACGGCAAAUGGAAGUUUUUCAGACAACGAUCAACAAUUCACGGACGUGGAGGAGAAAAACCGGACGAAGGACGACAUGUACCUUGCCCAUCCGAGCCUGGUGCUGAUGGACCUGACAUGCCUGGCUUACUUUACCUUAGAGUACUUCACCCGCUUCUUCUGCUCGCCGAGCAAAAUAAAAUUCCUGAGGGCCUUGCAGAACAUCAUCGACUUCAUCGCCAUCGCGCCCGACUACAUCAACAUCGCCUUGCUCUUCAUCCAGCCAAGCAACGGAAAAGGGAUGGUGAUCAUGGAGUUCAUGUUUAUUCUGAGGAUGCUCAGACUGUGCAGGAUAUUCCGCCUUAUCCGCCACGUGCCUGGUCUGUGGAUCUUACUGUACACGCUAAAGGCCAGUUUCAACGAGCUGAUGCUCAUGUUCGUCUUCCUGUUGAUCGGGAUGGUCGUGUUCGCCUCGCUUAUGCAUUUCGCCGAAGGCGAGAACGGCUUCGACAACAUUCCCAUAGGAUUCUGGUGGAGCGUGGUUACCAUGACGACCGUCGGAUACGGCGACAUGUACCCGCAGACGGCCUUCGGUUACAUCAUAGGGUCUCUGUGCGCAAUCGCGGGCCUGCUGAUGAUUGCCUUCACGGUGCCUAUUAUCGUUAGUAAUUUCGUUCUCUAUUACACCCACGUCCAGUACGGAUUAGCUAGGAGGGACCGCGAUCCAGAUACGGGGAAAGAAGACGAAGAGGAACAGAGAAAAAUGGAAAAUUCGGACGGAAACAUCAGCCCAGUGGGGCUUUCGUCAAAGAUCCACCCAGACUGCACUGCGAUAGAACUGGGGGAAAAUAUCAGUUUGACUGCUUCCGCAGGAAGUGCGAAUGUGAGCGAAUGUAACUUCAGGACGUUGUCUGUAAAGUGAUAAAUGUUCACCUGUGAUCUGUUUAUGGUGAUCUGUUUAUGGUGGUCUGUUUAUUUACAAAACAGAAAUA